Racocetra persica is the source of this 298-nucleotide messenger RNA. Lineage: Eukaryota; Fungi; Glomeromycota; Glomeromycetes; Diversisporales; Gigasporaceae. The record is from the annotation of a GenBank genome assembly.
AUGAAAGUUUCUGAUAAUAUUUCUGAGUCGAUUGAUAAAAAUUCUAAUGAGUCAAAUUUUGAAGUAAAUAAUAGUAAUAAUUCAAUGACAGAUAGCAAAUUGAGGAUUUUAUUGGACGAUAUUGGGGAUUUUAAUUGGCUUAUUAGUCCGGAUAAUGCAAAUAACCCUGAGUCGAAUGACAACGAUGAGAUUACAAAUCCAGAUAAUAUUAUCAAUAAUAAAACUUUUGGCAAAACUUCUAAUAAUAAUUCAGAACCGAAUGUUGAUUCAAAUAUCAAUGAAACAUCUAAUAGUGACC